UCUGUUCAUUAUUAGCCUCUUUCUAAAGUAAUGUUUUAAACUGGAGGAGUAGCUCCCUGGCAGAGCAGAUGCUUAGGAUGUGCAAGGCCACAAAGUCAGUCCCCAGCACCAAAGCAGAAACAUAUAUACCCUACAGCACUUAGGUUCAAAGAAAGGCUGUAGCUGGCUGCUCAGGGAACCCCGCUCUGGUUGUGGCGCUGCCAGGCCAGUCCCAUAAGCCACAGAAUGUGGAAUGUUGUGAACACCACCCGUGAGGAAGACAACUGCCAUUUCCCUCUUCUCUGUCUCUCCCAUCAGGCCGAGUAUGAAGUCGCUGUUGAUGAGGAUUGCAGAGACUGUGCACUGUCUAUCUUGGGCAGGUUCUUCAGUCAGGAGAACUCGGAAGCUCCUUUACCAGAGAUCCCCGUGGCUGCUGUGAAAGAAUGCAGAUGGGAUCUGAAGCACAACUCCUCCAAAAACGCCUUCAAGGGAUGUAAGAGUGCUGUCCAUAACUACUUGAGUAAAGAACCAUUUGAAGAAUACAAAGAAAGCACAUAUUUCUCUCGAUUUUUACAAUGGAAAUGGCUGGAAAGGCAGCCAGUAACCAAGAACAUGUUUAGACAUUACAGAGUUCUGGGAAAAGGCGGAUUUGGAGAGGUUUGUGCCUGUCAAGUGCGAGCUACAGGAAAAAUGUAUGCCUGCAAAAAGCUAGAAAAAAAAAGAAUUAAGAGGAGGAAAGGUGAAGCUAUGGCUCUGAAUGAAAAAAGACUUCUGGAAAAAGUGCAUAGUAGAUUUGUAGUUAGUUUAGCCUACACUUAUGAAACCAAAGAAACCUUGUGUUUGGUGCUAACCAUCAUGAACGGAGGGGACUUGAAGUUCCACAUUUACAACAUGGGCAGCUCCGGCUUCGAUGAAAAGGCUGUUUUCUAUGCUGCGGAGGUGUGUUGCGGCUUGGAAGACUUACAGAGAGAAAGAAUUGCAUACAGAGACUUAAAGCCAGAGAAUAUCCUCCUGGAUGACUAUGGACACAUCCGGAUUUCAGACCUCGGGUUAGCCCUGGAGGUCCCAGAAGGCCAGAUGGUGCAAGGAAGGGUUGGAACCGUUGGCUACAUGGCUCCAGAAGUUAUCAAUAAUGAAAAGUACACAUUUAGCCCUGAUUGGUGGGGCCUUGGCUGUCUGAUCUAUGAAAUGAUUCAGGGACAUUCUCCAUUCAGAAAGCCCAAAGAGAAAGUCAAGCGGGAAGAGGUCGAGCGGAGAGUGAGGACAGACCCUGAGGAGUACUCGGAGAAGUUCUCAGAGGACGCCAAGUCCAUCUGCAGGAUGUUGCUCACCAAGAAUCCGAGCGAACGGCUGGGCUGCAAGGGCGAUGGUGCGGCUGGGGUGAAGAAGCACCCCGUGUUCAAGGGCAUUAACUUCCGAAGGCUGGAGGCAAAUGUGCUGGAGCCCCCUUUCCGUCCUGAUCCAAAUGCUGUCUAUUGUAAGGACGUCUUGGACAUCGGGCGGUUCUCCGUGGUGAAGGGUGUCUACCUGGACACCACAGACGAGAGCUUCUAUGCUCAGUUUGCAACAGGGUGUGUCCCCAUCCCCUGGCAGAAAGAGAUGAUCGAGACUGAGUGUUUCAAGGACGUGAAUGACCGUGAAAAUGAGCGUCUGGAGGAGAAGUUACAUGCCCCACCUCCAAGGCCGAAGAGGAACCUCUUCUACAAGUUCUUCAGAAGAAUGUACACAGAACACACCUUACAUGGGCUGCCUGAGGACCAGCUGCUGAGAGGAAGAGAGCCCACAGGACGCUGACCGUCACCUUGCAAACCUUGGAGCCUGCCCAGUGCCGAGGCAGAGCCGUGCCCGGUGUCCUAAUAAAUGCAGCCUGCAACUUGGUG
This is a messenger RNA of Heterocephalus glaber (naked mole-rat), 1859 nucleotides long. Lineage: Eukaryota; Metazoa; Chordata; Mammalia; Rodentia; Bathyergidae. The record is from RefSeq and is a predicted model, not a curated record.